GUAUAAUUCAGGCUUAGUCUAAUCUAAUCCACACAGCUCUCCAAGCAACGGUUGACAUCCAGUCGCGGUCACGAGAGGAAACGCGGUUACCACAUGACCCCCCUUCUUCGCGCUUAAGCCCUCGUCUCGUGGUCAGGAACCGCCGGCGCAAAAUUAAGCCGACUUCCAAGCAGGUACAUAACCCCAUUCAGCUUUUGAGUGCUCUCGCUGGGCCAAUAUCCUUGAAUUGAGUAAAGCGCCAAUUUCUCUAGCGCGGUUCAGGAUCAAAUAAAUCACCCCCCCCUUUUUUCAAACGCUCUUCCUUCCAACCUUCUUCACCCUGUUUACGCGUAUUUUGUUCGAUCCACACUCACUUUCGUUCUACUUUCCUUAUUUCCCAAGACUCUCAAUUUCUUUUCCUACGUUCCUUACUCCCAAAGACUUCCAAUUUCCUCUCUCCCAACCUUCGUUAUUUCCCCAAGACUCUCGUUUCCCUUUCUUUCUUUCCAUUUGUCAUAUAUACACUCUUUUCAUCUGUCUUUGCACACAGAUUCUUCAAUUUCUCCAGCUCUUCAAUCUCGACAAAAGCUCUCAUCGCAGUCCAAUACUGUCUCCGGUCAUUACAAUGUCCAAUAAAUCCAAGAUCAGCGCGGCUGAAAAAGAGAUCUGCUUCGGAUUUAUUCAGAGCCACUUGUCUCCCAAGAGCAUUAACUUCAGCGAAACUGAGCUGAGCCCCGUUGCUUCGGAUGAAUCUCCAUGCAAGAGAAAAGGUAAAACUACUACUGUUGAAACGGAGUCAUCCCUCUGCAGCGACAAUGAUAGUGUUCAUACUCCGGAACAAGCGUCACCAUACCUUGUCACUGAUACCGACACUUGUUCUUUCGUACGGCCUGGCAAAGGUACAGAAGACCCCGACCCAUUCAUUGCCCGUACUCCUUCCGACGAGUAUGGUGGAUCUCCGUCCAAUCAUGGUGUGCGCCGCGGUGCUUCUCGUAAGCAUACGAAGAAACUUGGCUCUUGUCGUUCGACUCCGUCUGCGAGUGAUAAGAUCAUGAAGAACUGGCGUGUCACUGCGGCUAUCACUGAUGAUAGCUCUCCAGCUGAUGGUAAGCGCGUUCGUGGCAGUCUUCAUGCUUGCGUCCCGGAUACUGUCAUUAUCGACAAGAACAAUUGUCAAUUGUAUUAUUCUCCAGACAGUUGUCUGUUUGUUGCCAACCUGAAUAGCCAGCAUGACGAGGUUGAACUUGAGGCUGCAGUUACCGAAGUCUUCCGCAAGUAUGGCACAGUCUACGUCAAGAUCACUCGUGAUAAGAAGAAUAUGCCAAUGGGCUUCGUUCAGUUCACGAAUAGUUCCGAUGCUGCUCGCGCCAGGGAUAAAGCUAAAGGCACAGUUAUUUUCGGCCGUGGAUGUCGCAUUGAGUGGUCCAAUGCCAACCGCAAUUACCAUCUUACUCGCCACGACGGUAUCGACGUUACCGAAGACAUGGCUCGUGCCGUCCUGGAAGAGUUUGGUGAGCUUGAGCGUAUACACUUUCCAACUGAAACUGAGAUUGUCAUUUUCAACCUCGGCCGUGGUCCUCUGGUCACUUUCCUCAACUACCAGAGUGGCCGAGAGGCUUUGAAUGAGCUCCGCGAUUCUGACGAGUGGAACUUCCAAGCCAAGAUUAAUGAGCGCAACGCUUCGCCUUUCCAGUCCGGAAAAUCUGCCGUUUCCCGUAGCUGUUUCACUGGGAAAGCCAACCUCGACAGUUUUGAAGUCGACCAGCGUUCUAUAUUCGUCGCCAACCUUCCCGCAAAUGUCACAGAGUCUCAGGUCCAUGACCUCUUUGAUAACAUGGGUCACAUCAUCAACAUUACCGUUAAUCGUCGCCCGUCCGUUCGUGAGGGGUGUGACGUUAAUGUUUUUGCAUACGUGGAAUUUGCGAAUCCUGGUUCCGUACAGGAUGCCAUUGAGGCUAUGAAUAUGUAUUCAUACGGUGGCAGUCGCCUCAAAGUCGACCAAAAGAAGCCACAGGACAUGGUCUCAUCUGCUCGUCGGAAGCCUCUUGCUCAACGUAUCACACAUGAUGGCAGCGGUGCAACGGCGGUGACUCCAUCAUACUACGGGUCACCAUAUCCAUACAUGGGAUACCCGCCAACCCCUUACACGGGCAGCACCUAUCCUGCAUAUGCUCAUUAUCCCUACCAUAUGGCACCUUACUGCUACCCUGGCAGCCCAGGCUAUGCUACAACCCCAGUCUCCGACAACGGCAACGGUCACGGUCAUGCCACUACUGGCCCGCCUCCGGUAUUUGCCAUUCCAACUCCGCAUGGACAGGUUGAUUACUACGGCCAAAACCAGGUGCUUCCGUAUGCUGUUCAAUACGGUCCUCAGGCUCAUAUUUUCCAACACACAGCGACUGGCGACGGCACAGAUGCUGGCGAAGCUACCGAUUCAUACCAAAGUGUGCAAUGAGCACGCCGCAUCUUGUGUCCUGGGCAUUCUACGUUGAUGUGAUGGAUCCCGCUCAUUCAUCUGAUCAUUUCAUCCCCAAGCGACAAACAUUCUCGCGCUAUCGUUCUAUCAACUGGCUUUUAUCAUGGCUUCUCCGGGCCAGUGCUGAUGGAUAUGUCUGCUUCAAUUUUUCCGGCUCAACGCAAUUCGCUUUGUUGAUAUAUUAUGCGACUCAUGGGUUCGAUCAGGAUGUCCUGUACCAAGCGUCCUGUCUCAACGCUCUGAGCUACUUCAGCUCUUGCAAUUGGGCUUCCGUGCCUGCCCGUGGCAGCUUGCCGAGAAAUAUAUCAGAUGGCAUUUCAAAUUCCAACAAGCUCGUUAUUGUGGAAACACUUUGUUUUCAAGGUUUAUCAUGCUGGUGGCAUGGUUUUAAUGGUAAUAUUGGCCUGCUCCGCCGGUUUCUGCAUAAUCAUGGCAAAUCCGACAUAGGAUAGGGUCCAAGUCGAAACACCCAAAAGAAAGCAAUUGCUUGAGGCUAUUCUAGUUAAACUGCUCGGGCUAGUUCCUGUACAUAGUAGUUUACAAUAAUAAUAAACAGCUUUCUGU
Messenger RNA from Pseudogymnoascus verrucosus, 3019 nucleotides. RefSeq lists its product as uncharacterized. Lineage: Eukaryota; Fungi; Ascomycota; Leotiomycetes; Thelebolales; Thelebolaceae. The transcript is spliced from 10 exons. Bases 605 to 2434 code for a protein of 609 amino acids. Gene Ontology annotation, molecular function: RNA binding. The record is from RefSeq and is a predicted model, not a curated record.